CUCCAGGGUUGGUGAACCAUAUGUGUGACAUUCUCAGACUGUGGCCACAUUACAUCAUUCUAAGGACCCUAAACGGCCCCCGAGCCACACGUUGGCCACCCCUGAUCCAACAUGAAAUAUGGAGGCUUGCGCUCUGAGUUUGGACCUUCACGCUGGGGCAGACAUCCACCCUGCACCGCCUCCACGCUCAUUGUUGCAUCAGACCGAAUGAUGGCGGCGGCAGCAGCGGCUAUAUAACCGGAUGAGAGCGGCUCUUCUAUUGGCUCAUCGGCAUCGGAAGGCCGAGUGUCAGCUGGGAGGCAGGCAGAGGCGCAGCACGCCGCCCCAGGAAAUGAGCCAGAGCCGGGCGCAGGAUGCUGCCUGAGGAUUAGGACCUUCGGAGCCGCACCGGAGCGCUUUCCGUUAUUCACACGUGAGGCGCACCGGAGCGCAUCUGAUGAAGGAAGUCCUGCUCUCCGGUUCUCCGCCGCUUCCUGCUCCGCUUUCAGUUUCUCUCGAUCAGCCGGCGGCUCCUCUUGGGGCAAGCUGAGCCUCAUGGUGGCGGGAGAGCUCGUGCAGGAGCACCUGCGCGCGGACACCGGCGCACCUGACGACGUCACGGCCGGCAGGAAGAGUCCCGGGCCGGGGGGCGCGCGGCCGGCGGCAGACUUCUACCCGGCAUGCGGCGCGCAGCCGGCGGCGGCGGGCGUGGCGGAACCGCUCCGGGAUCCGGAGGAGGUGGAGGCGCCGCCGGAUGAAAGAGAGGCGAUGCUGCCCAGCGCCGGAGGAGGAGGCGAGGCUGCGGAGGCUGACGGGAAGACGCUGGAAACCAAAGUGUACCGGCGGCGGUUCGCGGUGCUGACAGUGUUCAGCCUGUACUCCCUGAUCAACGCCUUCCAGUGGAUCCACUACAGCAUCAUCACCAACGUGUUCACCAACUACUACGGCGUGAGCAACGACAAGGUGGACUGGCUCUCCAUCGUCUACAUGGUCGCCUACAUCCCGCUCAUCUUCCCGGCCACCUGGCUGCUGGACCGCAGGGGGCUGCGGCUCACGGCCCUGCUCGGCUCCGGCCUCAACUGCGCCGGCGCAUGGCUCAAGUGCGCCAGCGUCAGCCCCGACCGCUUCUGGGUCACCGUCAGCGCGCAGGUCAUCUGCUCCGUGGCGCAGGUCUUCAUCCUCGGCCUGCCGUCGCGCAUCGCCUCGGUGUGGUUCGGACCGCGGGAGGUGUCCACGGCGUGCGCCACGGCCGUGCUGGGGAACCAGCUGGGGACAGCCAUUGGGUUCCUCCUGCCUCCAGUUCUGGUUCCUAACACACCGGAGGACCUGGAACUAACAGGUCACAACAUCAGCAUCAUGUUUUAUGGAACAGCUGCUGUCUCCACUGGCCUCUUCAUCCUCACCGUCAUAGUGAUCAGAGACAGACCUGCUGUCCCCCCCAGCCAGGCCCAGGCUGUGCUGCCAGGCUCCCCGCUGGAAGACUACUCCUACAAGCAGUCCAUCAUCAACCUGAUGAAGAACAAAGCCUUCGUCCUGCUGCUCGUCAGCUACGGAAUGCUGACCGGCUCCUUCUACUCCGUCUCCACGCUGCUCAACCAGAUGAUCAUUCACUAUUUCAAGAACCAGGAGCUGAACGCCGGCAGGAUCGGGCUGACUCUGGUCGUGGUGGGAAUGGUCGGCUCCAUCCUCUGCGGGCUUUGGCUGGACCACAGCAAGACCUACAAAGUCACCACUCUGGUCGUCUACAUCCUGUCGUUUCUGGGAAUGCUGGUCUUCACCUUCACGCUUCACCUGGACAACAUCUACCUGGUCUUUGUCACAGCAGGUGUGCUCGGGUUCUUCAUGACGGGUUACCUGCCUCUGGGCUUUGAGUUCGGAGUGGAGAUCACGUACCCAGAGUCUGAGGGAACGUCUUCAGGACUCCUCAACGCUUUCGCCCAGAUCUUCGGGAUCAUCUUCACUCUAAUUCAGGGCAAGCUGACCACAGACUUUGACCCGUUCGCGGGGAACCUGUUCCUCUGCGCCUGGAUCUUCCUGGGAGUGGUUCUGACCGCCUUAAUAAAGUCUGAGCUGAAGCGACACAACGUGAACAUGGCGUCAGAGAGAAACAACCUGCAGACACUUCCUCCGGAGUGUCCUGGCGACGGCGCUGCAGGAAACAAACCCAAUGGCGUCCAGCUGGAGCCGUCGCUCGGUUUCGCUCGAGAAACGUCGCUGUGACCUCGGAGCGUUCCCAGAGUUCCUGUCGCCACGGUUCUCCUUCGUUCUUGUGACGUGACAGAAGACAUUCCAGCAUGACAGUUUCUCAUCACCUCGGUGUUUCCAUCUAAAGGGGAAGCUGGCUCCUCCUCAGCUUCACCACCAGAACCGGUCCAACCCAAACCCUGGGGGUGUCGGUGGCUUCGUGCCGGACAGACUGGGUCCGGUCGUCAGAACGUAGGAACAUGGCAGCGUUUAGAUAAAUCACUAUGCAGGACCAGUAAAAGCAGCUGCACUUUGUGUGAUGUGGCUGCAGCUGCAGCUUUGGACCUGCCGGUUCUGAGAGCGCAGCUUUGAUUAGAAAACAUGAAUGUGGAGCAGCGGUCCAGAUCUUUCAUGCCGGGUCGGUCCUGGAUCUGCAGGAAACGUCUCGUCCUCCGAGGAAUCGUGUUUCAGAGACCAGUUUCUUUUCCACGUUCU
Messenger RNA from Fundulus heteroclitus (mummichog), 2658 nucleotides. It is a transcript of the gene flvcr1, whose product is annotated as FLVCR heme transporter 1. The record is from RefSeq and is a predicted model, not a curated record. The transcript has 11 exons. Gene Ontology annotation, molecular function: heme binding; heme transmembrane transporter activity. Bases 535 to 2199 code for a protein of 554 amino acids. Gene Ontology annotation, cellular component: mitochondrion; membrane. NCBI's taxonomy places the organism in Eukaryota, Metazoa, Chordata, Actinopteri, Cyprinodontiformes, Fundulidae. Gene Ontology annotation, biological process: erythrocyte differentiation; heme export; mitochondrial transport.